AUGUCAUCCACCGCUAUUCCCAAGCGCGUCGCGCUGCACCGCAACGUGACUGAUGCCUCAGCGGCCAGCUCCGUGUCGCCUUCUCCCUUCGACACACCUCGCCAUUCUCCCUCCUCUUCUUCCCUGUCUUCCAUCGAACAGGACGCCUCCUCUAAGAUGCUUGACACCAACGGCAAGGAAUUCAAGAUUCCCGACUUCACAAUCAAGCAGAUCCGUGACUCUAUUCCAGCCCACUGCUUUGAGCGUUCUGCCAUCACCGGUCUCUACUAUCUUUUCUGGGAUUUUGCUGUUCUCGCCGCAGUCUUCACCCUCUACUACAACUACGUGACCCCGGAGUAUAUCCCCUCCUAUCCGGUCCGUUUCGCUCUGUGGGGUCUUUACACCAUCGUCCAAGGUCUUUAUGGUACUGGUAUUUGGGUUCUGGCCCAUGAGUGUGGUCACCAAGCCUUCUCUACCUCCAAGGUCGUGAACGACACUAUCGGCUGGGUCUGCCACUCCUUCCUUUUGGUCCCUUACUUCUCAUGGAAGAUCUCCCACGGCAAGCACCACAAGGCUACCGGUAACCUGGCUCGUGACAUGGUCUUCGUCCCCAAGAUUCGUUCCGAGUACGCUACCCGCAUUGGCAAGACUAUCAAGGAGCUCUCCGAGCUCGCCGAGGAGGCCCCCAUCGUUACUGCCUCCAACUUGUUGCUCCAGCAGUUGUUCGGCUGGCUCAUGUACCUUAGCACCAAUGUCACCGGCCACAACAACCACGAGGACCAGCGUGAGGGCCGUGGAAAGGGCAAGGUCAACGGUUACUUCACCGGUGUCGACCACUUCACCCCCUCCAGUCCCCUGUACGAGGCCAAGGAUGCCAAGCUCAUUGCCCUGAGUGACCUGGGUCUAUUCCUGAUGGGCUGUGUCCUAUACUAUGUCGGCUCCAACUACGGCUGGGUCAACCUGGCUGUUUGGUACGGCCUCCCCUACGUCUGGGUCAACCACUGGCUUGUUGCCAUCACCUACCUCCAGCACACCGAUCCCAGUCUGCCCCACUACCAGCCUGAGGUGUGGAACUUUGCUCGUGGUGCUGCUGCCACUAUUGACCGUGACUUCGGCUUCGUUGGUCGCAACAUCUUCCACGGCAUCAUUGAGACCCACGUCCUGCACCACUACAUCAGCACAAUCCCCUUCUACCACGCCGAUGAGGCUAGCGAGGCCAUCCAGAAGGUUAUGGGCGACCACUACCGCACCGAAGCCAAGACCGGCUGGACUGGCUUCCUCAAGGCCCUCUGGACCAGUGCUCGCACCUGCCAGUGGGUUGAGCCAAUGGCCGAUGCCAAGGGUGAGAGCCAGGGAGUGCUCUUCUUCCGCAACAUCAACGGCAUCGGUCUUCCUCCUGCCAAGCUGUAA
Messenger RNA from Penicillium taxi, 1389 nucleotides. Its product is annotated as oleate delta-12 desaturase odeA. NCBI's taxonomy places the organism in Eukaryota, Fungi, Ascomycota, Eurotiomycetes, Eurotiales, Aspergillaceae. Gene Ontology annotation, molecular function: oxidoreductase activity. The transcript is spliced from 2 exons. The record is from RefSeq and is a predicted model, not a curated record. Bases 1 to 1389 code for a protein of 462 amino acids. Gene Ontology annotation, biological process: lipid metabolic process.